Messenger RNA from Coccidioides posadasii C735 delta SOWgp, 1374 nucleotides. RefSeq lists its product as uncharacterized. The record is from RefSeq and is a predicted model, not a curated record. Gene Ontology annotation, molecular function: transmembrane transporter activity. Gene Ontology annotation, biological process: transmembrane transport. Gene Ontology annotation, cellular component: plasma membrane. Lineage: Eukaryota; Fungi; Ascomycota; Eurotiomycetes; Onygenales; Onygenaceae.
AUGCAACUGGUUUGGGCCAGUAUCUCCAACGCGUUCGGUCGAAAGCCCCCUCUCUAUGUAUCCAUAGCAUUGUUCUUUAUCGGUUCCAUCAUUUUUGCUGUUGCACAAAAUAUGAGCACCAUUAUUGCUGGACGGGUCCUUCAAGGCCUCGGUGGUGGAGGAAUUGACGUUCUGGUUCAGGUGAUUCUUGCGGAUAUGACGACACUGGAGGAACGUUCAAAAUAUCUUGGCUUGAUGUCCAUUCCUACCGCCAUUGGCAUUAUCAUGGGGCCCAUUAUUGGCGCGCUUUUUGCUACAUAUGCUACCUGGAGAUGGAUUGGAUGGGUCAACCUGCCAUUUCUAGGAAUCGGGACACCUUUGGUGUUCUUCUUCCUCAAGCUUCGACCCGUCCCGCUCGAUGCUACGCUCUCCAGGAACUUGAACCGCCUCGACUGGAUUGGUAUGGCGCUCGUUGUUGUUGGAAUCACGAUUUUUGUUGUACCACUCAGUUGGGCGGGCUCUUUAUUUCCAUGGGUCUCCUGGCAAACUCUCCUUCCAAUGUUCUUGGGAGUUGCAGUGCUUGUUGUCUUUAUCCUCUACGAGGCAAGGCCUGCGGCACCCAUCAUUCCCCAUCGACUCUUCCACUCAAAGACCGGAAAUGUGAUGCUGGUAGGAGGCUUCAUCCAUGGCAUGGUUCUGGUCUCCCUUUUACAAUACUUGCCCUUGCUCUACCAAGCCGUGGAGCUCGAGACCGCAAUCUUAUCUGCUGUCUCCCUGCUGCCCACUGUCGUUGUCAGUGUGGUAUUCGCGGCCAUCUCAAUGAUGAUGGUCCCCUUUUUCGGAGGAUAUGUAUGGCUUCUACAACUUUCAUGGGCCAUCCUUACGCUGGGAACCGGCUUGUUGGCCCUCUUUGAUGUGGGGUCCUCGUCAGCCAUGCUGUACGGGCUUCCAAUUCUCUGGGGGCAGGGCGUUGUGUUACUAUGUCUCAAUAUUCUCCCCAUGCAAGCGAGUGUCAAGAAUGUCGACGACACAGGCUCAGCUAUCGGGCAGUUUCUCACCAUUCGCAUGUUUGGAGGUCUUAUCGGCCUCACAAUCUCUUCAGCAAUUUUCAACAAUGUUUUCGCAAAGUCAAUCUCUGAUACUACAGUCCAGUUGACGGGAGCCUUAGUACCUCUGAAAGAUGUCUCCAAUGCUGUGAACUUCAUUGACAAGUUGAGAUCAUUAGAAGUCUCUCUUACAACACUGCAUCAGGUUUUGAGAGUCUAUCUGAAGUGCUUCCAGACGAUUUUUUAUACAAUGACCGGCCUGAGUGGACUGGGAUUGAUGACUUCAGUGUUCCUGGAUGACAUUGAGCUGAAGGGGCAGAACCUUGGGAGUCAGCGCUUUGAGGAAUAG